Messenger RNA from Kazachstania africana CBS 2517, 1590 nucleotides. RefSeq names its product Bud8p (gene BUD8). Bases 1 to 1590 code for a protein of 529 amino acids. The record is from RefSeq and is a predicted model, not a curated record. Lineage: Eukaryota; Fungi; Ascomycota; Saccharomycetes; Saccharomycetales; Saccharomycetaceae. The transcript has a single exon.
AUGCCUUCAGAUACAUCCUCAAUCUCUCUAAACCCAAGGAGAAAAGCUAGGAAAUCGCUAUAUACAGAAGAAGUGCCGUCAACUUCUAAUCAACGACAUUUAGCAAUAAACAAUCGACAUACACAAUUAGCAAAUGAGCGUGAUACCCUAGACGAAGCUUUUUUUGCAGUCUAUAUUGACGAUACAAGAUUUGAUGCAAGUCCAGGAAGAUAUUCUUUGAAUUCUGAAUAUGACAAUAAUGAUGAUGAUGAUGGUUCUAUGAGUAUAACAGAUGAAGGUAAUACGACAAAUUCAAUACGACAAGCCCAACGGGACAAUGAUAUGCACAGCUCAAUGAACUCUUCAACAAGUUCCCAAGCUACUCAAGAAACAAAUGUUUUAGAAAGAGAAAUAAUAAACUCAGACGUACUAUUAAAAGAUAGUAGUACAAGAACAGUUUCAACAUCGAAAUUGGUAAGCUCUACAAUAGAAUCAGGUACCGACGAAUUACUCUCGACGAGAGAUCUUACUAAUUUCAUUCCAGGAGGAUUCACAUCAAGUCUCAUGGAAAGUGAAACACACAGGUUACUUAGGUCGAAAGUUUCAUCUGAAGGUUCAAGCAUGUACUAUUCUGAUUUAGGCAAGGAAAGGACACAUUCAACGUUAUUUCAAUACGAUGAUACUAUUGAGCCAGACGUUAGGGAAGCUGUGAAAUUACUUAAAAACGAUAUGACUUCAAAGGAGAAAAACCUUAGAUAUAUCACUGAUGCAGGAACCGAUAUUGGAGGAUUUAAGCCACAUGGAUACAACAUACUAAGAAAAGUGUCCAGUGAAUCUAAUAAAUCAGGGGGAUCAUCCGUUAGCAAGGGCUCUAUAAGUCCUAACAGCCCCUCCUUGAUUAGCAAUUUGUUUGUUUCUACGCCCAAGACUAAUAAAUAUGGAGCUUUACAGAGAGACGCCUCUAGAGUUCAAGAUCAAGAUAACAUACCCAAAAUCCCAGUUUUGAUAAAAGUUUCUGGGUCUCAUAGUUGGAAAGAGAAACAUAACGAUGUAUUUCCUAUUGAGCCAGAAACACCAGAAGAAGACAAGCGCAUCUCGCCAUCGAAACCUAGGAAAUCUUAUGGUAGCUUCAAAAGAUUUUCUAAAUUUAUUACUCAAGCAAAUAUUCCAUCUGAUAAUGUUUCAGAUGCAAAUAGGGGAAGCAUACAGCAUGAUCUCGAUUUAGAAAGGAAUUCGGAACAUAUACCGAUUCAAAGACUCAAUUCCGAAUCAAUGCAUUCAUUCGAUUCAGGAAAUUAUGCAUUCACUGAAGUGUACUCUGUUUGGAGAAUAGUUUUGACGCUUAUGUGUUGUUUACUUUGUCCACCAUUUUUUUUCAUGAUCGGAAUUGGUGCCAGAGGAGGCGUUAAUGAUUAUAGAUUGUUGAAGUUAAUUUUGAACAAGGAACAUAGGAUCGGUCUGCUAAAAGGUUUCAUAUGGGAUGUUGACGUGAUGUGGUUUAGAGCUUUAUGCUUACUUUUAGGGAUAGGAGAAAUACUUGCCAUUGCGGCUGGUAUUAGUGUUGGUUUUGCAGUUGGUCUAACAAGACAAAGUUCGUUAGUACUCACAUAA